Molecule: messenger RNA, 405 nt
Organism: Ostertagia ostertagi
Lineage: Eukaryota; Metazoa; Nematoda; Chromadorea; Rhabditida; Trichostrongylidae
Source: the annotation of a GenBank genome assembly
AUGUUAGAAAAAAGGAAUUUGCAUAACUUCUAUUUUCAGAUACGAGUCCGCAGAGGCAAAACCCGUGUCUACGAGAAGAUUCUCAGCCAAUACGAGGGUAUUCUUGCAGUCUACUCGAUGUGUACGUGUAAAUCCGAUCUAGAGUGCAUCGCAAUCAAAGAAAAGGUUAAAAUCUGUUUGAGCUAUGUCAACCGUCCCAUUGAGAAAAUUUCUAAGUUAGAAGAACUCCUCUGGAGGGCGUCUCCAACAGGACCUCUUCCAAUGAUCGAUAAUGUGACCGGUAGAAGAGUCGUGGGUGUCACCAACACAUCCGCUAAUUGUAUAUGCUUCUAUAAUAAGGGAAAUGAUCAGCUGUGGCCGUGCUAUCACCAGAAAGAUUGGCAAGAGAGGAAGUGCUCAAGGUGA